ACACUCUGGCAGACAGACAUCCAGACAGAGCAAGAGACAGACAGACAGACGAGUCCUCCCUCAAACUCAACCAGGAAAAGAAAAGAGAAAAAAAAGAAAACUACAAAUCUUCAAAACAGUAUUGACCAAAGGAUCUUAGUAAGAUCAUUGACUGUCAUUUAAGUUUUUAAGCCGCUCACAAACAGAAGUUAAAGAUGCAGAUGUGCACAGUCCUGGAGAAGAAAGGAGGAUGUGUGGUUAGAGCUGAGCUCAGCUGCAGUGUGAAGGAGGAAAAUCCAACUAAGAAAGAGAGUUACACCGCUAACUGGCGCAGCAUCAAUAUGAAGACUCGACCGGAGGAUCGCCAAUCGAUGCUGAUGUCAGACGACUCUCACCGUGAGUCCCUGUCCCGUUAUUGGCAGGCGCGUCCUCUCAAUCAGGCCUGCCCAUCAGGUGUUGUCAGAGUGGGCACUGUGGACACAGGUGUAAGGGAGCACCAGCUCUUACCCUACAGGAACACCCUGCCCCUGCCCAUCUUCAAGCCUGCUGAGCUGGGUGUCCGCCUGGGCCGCGGAGCCCCACACACCCUGGAAGAUCUCCCUCCCGCCCGGGUUCUCGACGUAGCCUGUCCAGACAAGAGACCAUUGGAACAGAUCACCAGGGACCUGCCACCUGUCAAACCCAUGCGAAUGGAGUUUGCCAAGGCACCCAGAGCCCUGGGCCGAUCCAUGUCUCAGGAGGCCCAGAGAGGCUGAAAAGCAGAAAGACAAAUAUGAGUCAAAGACUGUAUGGACUAUUUUAAAUAAUGAGACAAAAGGUAGAAUGAAACAGAGGGUGUGAGCAAGUAGAAACAGGUUUUUAGGGAUAGUGAAACAGCAUUGAAACCUCAAAUGAUGAAAUGAUGUUCAUGAUGGGAAAAAGAAAUCUGAUGAUCCUGAUAAUGAUCUUGGCAACAAGGAUAAUGCUAUGUAUAGUGAAUUUGAGUUGUAAAUAGUUUUUGCUUUUUUGUAUUGAGCAUGUUUAAAAUGCAGCAGAUUUUGUUUGUUUGCCAUUAAUUGAAUGUGCAUAGGUUCGUUUUUUGAGCUCUUGUUAAUGUUUUUAACAUGCCAUCAAGGCUGGUCAUGCAAAAUAAUUGUUUAGUAAAAGAGAAAAAUAUAUAUUUUUGUUAAAACAUUUAACAAAUAAGAAUUGCACUAUUUAUUGACAGCUGGUAUUUGUUGUUGGAUUUAUUGAUAGUUGAUAUUUGCUAUUUACCUUAAUCACUUCAAUAAAGUUUUAUUAGUAUAAA
Messenger RNA from Sinocyclocheilus rhinocerous, 1267 nucleotides. Its product is annotated as telethonin-like. Gene Ontology annotation, cellular component: Z disc. The transcript is spliced from 2 exons. NCBI's taxonomy places the organism in Eukaryota, Metazoa, Chordata, Actinopteri, Cypriniformes, Cyprinidae. Bases 195 to 734 code for a protein of 179 amino acids. The record is from RefSeq and is a predicted model, not a curated record. Gene Ontology annotation, molecular function: titin binding; protein-macromolecule adaptor activity; titin Z domain binding. Gene Ontology annotation, biological process: skeletal muscle myosin thick filament assembly; cardiac muscle contraction; sarcomerogenesis.